AUGGGAUCCGGCGUAGUAGCCGAGUCACACCCCCUGCCCCCUCAUGCCAUCCGCUCCCCCCGCCCCUACCCUCCGCGUGCCCCGCUCCCUCGCCGCCUCUUUGACCCUCCCUGCCCCCCUCGCCGUUACCCACCGCUCGCCAUUCGCUCCUCCCCGCCCGUGCCCUCCCCUCGUUUACCUUCGCCUCCCCCCUCCCCUCCUCUGCUGCACGCCUCUUCCUUCCCCUCGCUAACCACUCCACUCCCUGCCCCUCCUCAAUCCGCACCCUGCCCCUCGUUUCUCGCCCCCCUACGCUUGGUUUCUCCCCUCCCUGCCCCUCGCCGCCUUUCUCCGCUCCCCACCUCCCCCCUCUCCCUGCCCCCCCACUCUCCUCCACUUGCCCUUGGCUUCCCACCUCCCUGCCCCACCUUUCCCCCCUCCGUGUGCUCAGCUUCUCCCUCCCUGCCUCUCCCUCCUCCCCGCCCUGCCCCUCAUUUUCCGCCCCCCCACGCCCGGUUUUCUCCCCUCCCUGCACCUCCCUUUCUUUCUCCGUGCCUCUCCUUUGCUCCCUCCCUGCCCCCGCCUGCCCAUGCCCCUGUCUUUGGUUUCUCCCCUCCCUGCCCCACGUUUCUUCCCUCCCUGAGAUCACCUUGUACCCCCUCUGCCCCUCCCUUGUUCUCCCCGCACCCAUUGCUUCUCCCCUCCCUGCCCUUGAUUUCCCGCACCCCUGCCCUUGUUUCCUACCAUCCAUGCCCCUCGUUUCCCCUCUUUGUACGUUCACCCUCUUCCCUCCCUGCCCCUCCCUUCCUCCCCCCCUGCCCUUUGCUUUCCCCUCGUUACGCUCCCUUCUCCCCAUCCCUGCUGCCCUCUUACCACCAUCAGCCCUCACACCCCCUGCCCCCUCAUGCCAUCCGCUCCCCCCGCCCCUACCCUCCGCGUGCCCGCUCCCUCGCCGCCUCUUUUGACCCUCCCUGCCCCCCUCGCCGUUACCCACCGCUCGCCAUUCGCUCCUCCCCGCCCGUGCCCUCCCCUCGUUUACCUUCGCCUCCCCCCUCCCCUCCUCUGCUGCACGCCUCUUCCUUCCCCUCGCUAACCCACUCCACUCCCUGCCCCUCCUCAAUCCGCACCCUGCCCCUCGUUUCUCGCCCCCCUAUGCUUGGUUUCUCCCCCCCUGCCCUUUGCUUUCCCCUCGUUACGCUCCCUUCUCCCCAUCCCUGCUGCCCUCUUACCACCAUCAGCCCCCCCUGCCCGUUGCUGCCCCUCCCCUUGCCCCCUCAACUCCCCUGCCCCCCGUACACCCCACUCCCGUCCAACCGCCCCCACCCUCCCCCGGCUGCCCGUUUCCGCUCUCCACCCCCGCGACCGUGUGCGGCUUCCAACCGCCCAACGGUGUCACACCCCCUGCCCCCUCAUGCCAUCCGCUCCCCCCGCCCCUACCCUCCGCGUGCCCGCUCCCUCGCCGCCUCUUUUGACCCUCCCUGCCCCCCUCGCCGUUACCCACCGCUCGCCAUUCGCUCCUCCCCGCCCGUGCCCUCCCCUCGUUUACCUUCGCCUCCCCCCUCCCCUCCUCUGCUGCACGCCUCUUCCUUCCCCUCGCUAACCCACUCCACUCCCUGCCCCUCCUCAAUCCGCACCCUGCCCCUCGUUUCUCGCCCCCCUACGCUUGGUUUCUCCCCUCCCUGCCCCUCGCCGCCUUUCUCCGCUCCCCACCUCCCCCCUCUCCCUGCCCCCCCACUCUCCUCCACUUGCCCUUGGCUUCCCACCUCCCUGCCCCACCUUUCCCCCCUCCGUGUGCUCAGCUUCUCCCCUCCCUGCCUCUCCCUCCUCCCCGCCCUGCCCCUCAUUUUCCGCCCCCCCACGCCCGGUUUCUCCCCUCCCUGCACCUCCCUUUCUUUCUCCGUGCCUCUCCUUUGCUCCCUCCCUGCCCCCGCCUGCCCAUGCCCCUGUCUUUGGUUUCUCCCCUCCCUGCCCCACGUUUCUUCCCUCCCUGAGAUCACCUUGUACCCCCUCUGCCCCUCCCUUGUUCUCCCCGCACCCAUUGCUUCUCCCCUCCCUGCCCUUGAUUUCCCGCACCCCUGCCCUUGUUUCCUACCAUCCAUGCCCCUCGUUUCCCCUCUUUGUACGUUCACCCUCUUCCCUCCCUGCCCCUCCCUUCCUCCCCCCCUGCCCUUUGCUUUCCCCUCCCCCUGCCCGUUGCUGCCCCUCCCCUUGCCCCCUCAACUCCCCUGCCCCCCGUACACCCCACUCCCGUCCAACCGCCCCCACCCUCCCCCGGCUGCCCGUUUCCGCUCUCCACCCCCGCGACCGUGUGCGGCUUCCAACCGCCCAACGGUGUCACACCCCCUGCCCCCUCAUGCCAUCCGCUCCCCCCGCCCCUACCCUCCGCGUGCCCGCUCCCUCGCCGCCUCUUUUGACCCUCCCUGCCCCCCUCGCCGUUACCCACCGCUCGCCAUUCGCUCCUCCCCGCCCGUGCCCUCCCCUCGUUUACCUUCGCCUCCCCCCUCCCCUCCUCUGCUGCACGCCUCUUCCUUCCCCUCGCUAACCCACUCCACUCCCUGCCCCUCCUCAAUCCGCACCCUGCCCCUCGUUUCUCGCCCCCCUACGCUUGGUUUCUCCCCUCCCUGCCCCUCGCCGCCUUUCUCCGCUCCCCACCUCCCCCCUCUCCCUGCCCCCCCACUCUCCUCCACUUGCCCUUGGCUUCCCACCUCCCUGCCCCACCUUUCCCCCCUCCGUGUGCUCAGCUUCUCCCCUCCCUGCCUCUCCCUCCUCCCCGCCCUGCCCCUCAUUUUCCGCCCCCCCACGCCCGGUUUCUCCCCUCCCUGCACCUCCCUUUCUUUCUCCGUGCCUCUCCUUUGCUCCCUCCCUGCCCCCGCCUGCCCAUGCCCCUGUCUUUGGUUUCUCCCCUCCCUGCCCCACGUUUCUUCCCUCCCUGAGAUCACCUUGUACCCCCUCUGCCCCUCCCUUGUUCUCCCCGCACCCAUUGCUUCUCCCCUCCCUGCCCUUGAUUUCCCGCACCCCUGCCCUUGUUUCCUACCAUCCAUGCCCCUCGUUUCCCCUCUUUGUACGUUCACCCUCUUCCCUCCCUGCCCCUCCCUUCCUCCCCCCCUGCCCUUUGCUUUCCCCUCGUUACGCUCCCUUCUCCCCAUCCCUGCUGCCCUCUUACCACCAUCAGCCCGUCCCCACCACCAGCCCCCCUCCCACCCUUCUCCCCCCCCCCCCUCUCCCUCUCUCUCUCUCUCUCUCUCUCUCUUUCUCUCGCACACACACACACACACACACUCCCCUCCCCCACCCCCCACCCACAUCCUCCCGUUCUGCCCCUCCCUGCCCCUGUUCCACCCCCUCGCACGCCCCUCACCUCUCACCUCCGUUCAACUGGAUUCCCCCCCUCUGUCACACCCCCUGCCCCCUCAUGCCAUCCGCUCCCCCCGCCCCUACCCUCCGCGUGCCCGCUCCCUCGCCGCCUCUUUUGACCCUCCCUGCCCCCCUCGCCGUUACCCACCGCUCGCCAUUCGCUCCUCCCCGCCCGUGCCCUCCCCUCGUUUACCUUCGCCUCCCCCCUCCCCUCCUCUGCUGCACGCCUCUUCCUUCCCCUCGCUAACCCACUCCACUCCCUGCCCCUCCUCAAUCCGCACCCUGCCCCUCGUUUCUCGCCCCCCUAUGCUUGGUUUCUCCCCCCCUGCCCUUUGCUUUCCCCUCGUUACGCUCCCUUCUCCCCAUCCCUGCUGCCCUCUUACCACCAUCAGCCCCCCCUGCCCGUUGCUGCCCCUCCCCUUGCCCCCUCAACUCCCCUGCCCCCCGUACACCCCACUCCCGUCCAACCGCCCCCACCCUCCCCCGGCUGCCCGUUUCCGCUCUCCACCCCCGCGACCGUGUGCGGCUUCCAACCGCCCAACGGUGUCACACCCCCUGCCCCCUCAUGCCAUCCGCUCCCCCCGCCCCUACCCUCCGCGUGCCCGCUCCCUCGCCGCCUCUUUUGACCCUCCCUGCCCCCCUCGCCGUUACCCACCGCUCGCCAUUCGCUCCUCCCCGCCCGUGCCCUCCCCUCGUUUACCUUCGCCUCCCCCCUCCCCUCCUCUGCUGCACGCCUCUUCCUUCCCCUCGCUAACCCACUCCACUCCCUGCCCCUCCUCAAUCCGCACCCUGCCCCUCGUUUCUCGCCCCCCUACGCUUGGUUUCUCCCCUCCCUGCCCCUCGCCGCCUUUCUCCGCUCCCCACCUCCCCCCUCUCCCUGCCCCCCCACUCUCCUCCACUUGCCCUUGGCUUCCCACCUCCCUGCCCCACCUUUCCCCCCUCCGUGUGCUCAGCUUCUCCCCUCCCUGCCUCUCCCUCCUCCCCGCCCUGCCCCUCAUUUUCCGCCCCCCCACGCCCGGUUUCUCCCCUCCCUGCACCUCCCUUUCUUUCUCCGUGCCUCUCCUUUGCUCCCUCCCUGCCCCCGCCUGCCCAUGCCCCUGUCUUUGGUUUCUCCCCUCCCUGCCCCACGUUUCUUCCCUCCCUGAGAUCACCUUGUACCCCCUCUGCCCCUCCCUUGUUCUCCCCGCACCCAUUGCUUCUCCCCUCCCUGCCCUUGAUUUCCCGCACCCCUGCCCUUGUUUCCUACCAUCCAUGCCCCUCGUUUCCCCUCUUUGUACGUUCACCCUCUUCCCUCCCUGCCCCUCCCUUCCUCCCCCCCUGCCCUUUGCUUUCCCCUCCCCCUGCCCGUUGCUGCCCCUCCCCUUGCCCCCUCAACUCCCCUGCCCCCCGUACACCCCACUCCCGUCCAACCGCCCCCACCCUCCCCCGGCUGCCCGUUUCCGCUCUCCACCCCCGCGACCGUGUGCGGCUUCCAACCGCCCAACGGUGUCACACCCCCUGCCCCCUCAUGCCAUCCGCUCCCCCCGCCCCUACCCUCCGCGUGCCCGCUCCCUCGCCGCCUCUUUUGACCCUCCCUGCCCCCCUCGCCGUUACCCACCGCUCGCCAUUCGCUCCUCCCCGCCCGUGCCCUCCCCUCGUUUACCUUCGCCUCCCCCCUCCCCUCCUCUGCUGCACGCCUCUUCCUUCCCCUCGCUAACCCACUCCACUCCCUGCCCCUCCUCAAUCCGCACCCUGCCCCUCGUUUCUCGCCCCCCUACGCUUGGUUUCUCCCCUCCCUGCCCCUCGCCGCCUUUCUCCGCUCCCCACCUCCCCCCUCUCCCUGCCCCCCCACUCUCCUCCACUUGCCCUUGGCUUCCCACCUCCCUGCCCCACCUUUCCCCCCUCCGUGUGCUCAGCUUCUCCCCUCCCUGCCUCUCCCUCCUCCCCGCCCUGCCCCUCAUUUUCCGCCCCCCCACGCCCGGUUUCUCCCCUCCCUGCACCUCCCUUUCUUUCUCCGUGCCUCUCCUUUGCUCCCUCCCUGCCCCCGCCUGCCCAUGCCCCUGUCUUUGGUUUCUCCCCUCCCUGCCCCACGUUUCUUCCCUCCCUGAGAUCACCUUGUACCCCCUCUGCCCCUCCCUUGUUCUCCCCGCACCCAUUGCUUCUCCCCUCCCUGCCCUUGAUUUCCCGCACCCCUGCCCUUGUUUCCUACCAUCCAUGCCCCUCGUUUCCCCUCUUUGUACGUUCACCCUCUUCCCUCCCUGCCCCUCCCUUCCUCCCCCCCUGCCCUUUGCUUUCCCCUCCCCCUGCCCGUUGCUGCCCCUCCCCUUGCCCCCUCAACUCCCCUGCCCCCCGUACACCCCACUCCCGUCCAACCGCCCCCACCCUCCCCCGGCUGCCCGUUUCCGCUCUCCACCCCCGCGACCGUGUGCGGCUUCCAACCGCCCAACGGUGUCACACCCCCUGCCCCCUCAUGCCAUCCGCUCCCCCCGCCCCUACCCUCCGCGUGCCCGCUCCCUCGCCGCCUCUUUUGACCCUCCCUGCCCCCCUCGCCGUUACCCACCGCUCGCCAUUCGCUCCUCCCCGCCCGUGCCCUCCCCUCGUUUACCUUCGCCUCCCCCCUCCCCUCCUCUGCUGCACGCCUCUUCCUUCCCCUCGCUAACCCACUCCACUCCCUGCCCCUCCUCAAUCCGCACCCUGCCCCUCGUUUCUCGCCCCCCUACGCUUGGUUUCUCCCCUCCCUGCCCCUCGCCGCCUUUCUCCGCUCCCCACCUCCCCCCUCUCCCUGCCCCCCCACUCUCCUCCACUUGCCCUUGGCUUCCCACCUCCCUGCCCCACCUUUCCCCCCUCCGUGUGCUCAGCUUCUCCCCUCCCUGCCUCUCCCUCCUCCCCGCCCUGCCCCUCAUUUUCCGCCCCCCCACGCCCGGUUUCUCCCCUCCCUGCACCUCCCUUUCUUUCUCCGUGCCUCUCCUUUGCUCCCUCCCUGCCCCCGCCUGCCCAUGCCCCUGUCUUUGGUUUCUCCCCUCCCUGCCCCACGUUUCUUCCCUCCCUGAGAUCACCUUGUACCCCCUCUGCCCCUCCCUUGUUCUCCCCGCACCCAUUGCUUCUCCCCUCCCUGCCCUUGAUUUCCCGCACCCCUGCCCUUGUUUCCUACCAUCCAUGCCCCUCGUUUCCCCUCUUUGUACGUUCACCCUCUUCCCUCCCUGCCCCUCCCUUCCUCCCCCCCUGCCCUUUGCUUUCCCCUCCCCCUGCCCGUUGCUGCCCCUCCCCUUGCCCCCUCAACUCCCCUGCCCCCCGUACACCCCACUCCCGUCCAACCGCCCCCACCCUCCCCCGGCUGCCCGUUUCCGCUCUCCACCCCCGCGACCGUGUGCGGCUUCCAACCGCCCAACGGUGUCACACCCCCUGCCCCCUCAUGCCAUCCGCUCCCCCCGCCCCUACCCUCCGCGUGCCCGCUCCCUCGCCGCCUCUUUUGACCCUCCCUGCCCCCCUCGCCGUUACCCACCGCUCGCCAUUCGCUCCUCCCCGCCCGUGCCCUCCCCUCGUUUACCUUCGCCUCCCCCCUCCCCUCCUCUGCUGCACGCCUCUUCCUUCCCCUCGCUAACCCACUCCACUCCCUGCCCCUCCUCAAUCCGCACCCUGCCCCUCGUUUCUCGCCCCCCUAUGCUUGGUUUCUCCCCCCCUGCCCUUUGCUUUCCCCUCGUUACGCUCCCUUCUCCCCAUCCCUGCUGCCCUCUUACCACCAUCAGCCCCCCCUGCCCGUUGCUGCCCCUCCCCUUGCCCCCUCAACUCCCCUGCCCCCCGUACACCCCACUCCCGUCCAACCGCCCCCACCCUCCCCCGGCUGCCCGUUUCCGCUCUCCACCCCCGCGACCGUGUGCGGCUUCCAACCGCCCAACGGUGUCACACCCCCUGCCCCCUCAUGCCAUCCGCUCCCCCCGCCCCUACCCUCCGCGUGCCCGCUCCCUCGCCGCCUCUUUUGACCCUCCCUGCCCCCCUCGCCGUUACCCACCGCUCGCCAUUCGCUCCUCCCCGCCCGUGCCCUCCCCUCGUUUACCUUCGCCUCCCCCCUCCCCUCCUCUGCUGCACGCCUCUUCCUUCCCCUCGCUAACCCACUCCACUCCCUGCCCCUCCUCAAUCCGCACCCUGCCCCUCGUUUCUCGCCCCCCUACGCUUGGUUUCUCCCCUCCCUGCCCCUCGCCGCCUUUCUCCGCUCCCCACCUCCCCCCUCUCCCUGCCCCCCCACUCUCCUCCACUUGCCCUUGGCUUCCCACCUCCCUGCCCCACCUUUCCCCCCUCCGUGUGCUCAGCUUCUCCCCUCCCUGCCUCUCCCUCCUCCCCGCCCUGCCCCUCAUUUUCCGCCCCCCCACGCCCGGUUUCUCCCCUCCCUGCACCUCCCUUUCUUUCUCCGUGCCUCUCCUUUGCUCCCUCCCUGCCCCCGCCUGCCCAUGCCCCUGUCUUUGGUUUCUCCCCUCCCUGCCCCACGUUUCUUCCCUCCCUGAGAUCACCUUGUACCCCCUCUGCCCCUCCCUUGUUCUCCCCGCACCCAUUGCUUCUCCCCUCCCUGCCCUUGAUUUCCCGCACCCCUGCCCUUGUUUCCUACCAUCCAUGCCCCUCGUUUCCCCUCUUUGUACGUUCACCCUCUUCCCUCCCUGCCCCUCCCUUCCUCCCCCCCUGCCCUUUGCUUUCCCCUCGUUACGCUCCCUUCUCCCCAUCCCUGCUGCCCUCUUACCACCAUCAGCCCGUCCCCACCACCAGCCCCCCUCCCACCCUUCUCCCCCCCCCCCCUCUCCCUCUCUCUCUCUCUCUCUCUCUCUUUCUCUCGCACACACACACACACACACACUCCCCUCCCCCACCCCCCCACCCACAUCCUCCCGUUCUGCCCCUCCCUGCCCCUGUUCCACCCCCUCGCACGCCCCUCACCUCUCACCUCCGUUCAACUGGAUUCCCCCCCUCUGCCCCUGCCCGUUGCUGCCCCUCCCCUUGCCCCCUCAACUCCCCUGCCCCCCGUACACCCCACUCCCGUCCAACCGCCCCCACCCUCCCCCGGCUGCCCGUUUCCGCUCUCCACCCCCGCGACCGUGUGCGGCUUCCAACCGCCCAACGGUGUCACACCCCCUGCCCCCUCAUGCCAUCCGCUCCCCCCGCCCCUACCCUCCGCGUGCCCGCUCCCUCGCCGCCUCUUUUGACCCUCCCUGCCCCCCUCGCCGUUACCCACCGCUCGCCAUUCGCUCCUCCCCGCCCGUGCCCUCCCCUCGUUUACCUUCGCCUCCCCCCUCCCCUCCUCUGCUGCACGCCUCUUCCUUCCCCUCGCUAACCCACUCCACUCCCUGCCCCUCCUCAAUCCGCACCCUGCCCCUCGUUUCUCGCCCCCCUACGCUUGGUUUCUCCCCUCCCUGCCCCUCGCCGCCUUUCUCCGCUCCCCACCUCCCCCCUCUCCCUGCCCCCCCACUCUCCUCCACUUGCCCUUGGCUUCCCACCUCCCUGCCCCACCUUUCCCCCCUCCGUGUGCUCAGCUUCUCCCCUCCCUGCCUCUCCCUCCUCCCCGCCCUGCCCCUCAUUUUCCGCCCCCCCACGCCCGGUUUCUCCCCUCCCUGCACCUCCCUUUCUUUCUCCGUGCCUCUCCUUUGCUCCCUCCCUGCCCCCGCCUGCCCAUGCCCCUGUCUUUGGUUUCUCCCCUCCCUGCCCCACGUUUCUUCCCUCCCUGAGAUCACCUUGUACCCCCUCUGCCCCUCCCUUGUUCUCCCCGCACCCAUUGCUUCUCCCCUCCCUGCCCUUGAUUUCCCGCACCCCUGCCCUUGUUUCCUACCAUCCAUGCCCCUCGUUUCCCCUCUUUGUACGUUCACCCUCUUCCCUCCCUGCCCCUCCCUUCCUCCCCCCCUGCCCUUUGCUUUCCCCUCGUUACGCUCCCUUCUCCCCAUCCCUGCUGCCCUCUUACCACCAUCAGCCCGUCCCCACCACCAGCCCCCCUCCCACCCUUCUCCCCCCCCCCCCUCUCCCUCUCUCUCUCUCUCUCUCUCUCUUUCUCUCGCACACACACACACACACACACUCCCCUCCCCCACCCCCCACCCACAUCCUCCCGUUCUGCCCCUCCCUGCCCCUGUUCCACCCCCUCGCACGCCCCUCACCUCUCACCUCCGUUCAACUGGAUUCCCCCCCUCUGGUGCAUCCCUUGCAUCGCUCGCCCCUCUGCUCACCCUCUGCCCGCCCCUUUUCCUUGCCCUCAGCUGGCCCAGCCCCUGCCCGUUGCUGCCCCUCCCCUUGCCCCCUCAACUCCCCUGCCCCCCGUACACCCCACUCCCGUCCAACCGCCCCCACCCUCCCCCGGCUGCCCGUUUCCGCUCUCCACCCCCGCGACCGUGUGCGGCUUCCAACCGCCCAACGGUGUCACACCCCCUGCCCCCUCAUGCCAUCCGCUCCCCCCGCCCCUACCCUCCGCGUGCCCGCUCCCUCGCCGCCUCUUUUGACCCUCCCUGCCCCCCUCGCCGUUACCCACCGCUCGCCAUUCGCUCCUCCCCGCCCGUGCCCUCCCCUCGUUUACCUUCGCCUCCCCCCUCCCCUCCUCUGCUGCACGCCUCUUCCUUCCCCUCGCUAACCCACUCCACUCCCUGCCCCUCCUCAAUCCGCACCCUGCCCCUCGUUUCUCGCCCCCCUACGCUUGGUUUCUCCCCUCCCUGCCCCUCGCCGCCUUUCUCCGCUCCCCACCUCCCCCCUCUCCCUGCCCCCCCACUCUCCUCCACUUGCCCUUGGCUUCCCACCUCCCUGCCCCACCUUUCCCCCCUCCGUGUGCUCAGCUUCUCCCCUCCCUGCCUCUCCCUCCUCCCCGCCCUGCCCCUCAUUUUCCGCCCCCCCACGCCCGGUUUCUCCCCUCCCUGCACCUCCCUUUCUUUCUCCGUGCCUCUCCUUUGCUCCCUCCCUGCCCCCGCCUGCCCAUGCCCCUGUCUUUGGUUUCUCCCCUCCCUGCCCCACGUUUCUUCCCUCCCUGAGAUCACCUUGUACCCCCUCUGCCCCUCCCUUGUUCUCCCCGCACCCAUUGCUUCUCCCCUCCCUGCCCUUGAUUUCCCGCACCCCUGCCCUUGUUUCCUACCAUCCAUGCCCCUCGUUUCCCCUCUUUGUACGUUCACCCUCUUCCCUCCCUGCCCCUCCCUUCCUCCCCCCCUGCCCUUUGCUUUCCCCUCGUUACGCUCCCUUCUCCCCAUCCCUGCUGCCCUCUUACCACCAUCAGCCCGUCCCCACCACCAGCCCCCCUCCCACCCUUCUCCCCCCCCCCCCUCUCCCUCUCUCUCUCUCUCUCUCUCUCUUUCUCUCGCACACACACACACACACACACUCCCCUCCCCCACCCCCCACCCACAUCCUCCCGUUCUGCCCCUCCCUGCCCCUGUUCCACCCCCUCGCACGCCCCUCACCUCUCACCUCCGUUCAACUGGAUUCCCCCCCUCUGGUGCAUCCCUUGCAUCGCUCGCCCCUCUGCUCACCCUCUGCCCGCCCCUUUUCCUUGCCCUCAGCUGGCCCAGCCCCUGCCCGUUGCUGCCCCUCCCCUUGCCCCCUCAACUCCCCUGCCCCCCGUACACCCCACUCCCGUCCAACCGCCCCCACCCUCCCCCGGCUGCCCGUUUCCGCUCUCCACCCCCGCGACCGUGUGCGGCUUCCAACCGCCCAACGGUGUCACACCCCCUGCCCCCUCAUGCCAUCCGCUCCCCCCGCCCCUACCCUCCGCGUGCCCGCUCCCUCGCCGCCUCUUUUGACCCUCCCUGCCCCCCUCGCCGUUACCCACCGCUCGCCAUUCGCUCCUCCCCGCCCGUGCCCUCCCCUCGUUUACCUUCGCCUCCCCCCUCCCCUCCUCUGCUGCACGCCUCUUCCUUCCCCUCGCUAACCCACUCCACUCCCUGCCCCUCCUCAAUCCGCACCCUGCCCCUCGUUUCUCGCCCCCCUACGCUUGGUUUCUCCCCUCCCUGCCCCUCGCCGCCUUUCUCCGCUCCCCACCUCCCCCCUCUCCCUGCCCCCCCACUCUCCUCCACUUGCCCUUGGCUUCCCACCUCCCUGCCCCACCUUUCCCCCCUCCGUGUGCUCAGCUUCUCCCCUCCCUGCCUCUCCCUCCUCCCCGCCCUGCCCCUCAUUUUCCGCCCCCCCACGCCCGGUUUCUCCCCUCCCUGCACCUCCCUUUCUUUCUCCGUGCCUCUCCUUUGCUCCCUCCCUGCCCCCGCCUGCCCAUGCCCCUGUCUUUGGUUUCUCCCCUCCCUGCCCCACGUUUCUUCCCUCCCUGAGAUCACCUUGUACCCCCUCUGCCCCUCCCUUGUUCUCCCCGCACCCAUUGCUUCUCCCCUCCCUGCCCUUGAUUUCCCGCACCCCUGCCCUUGUUUCCUACCAUCCAUGCCCCUCGUUUCCCCUCUUUGUACGUUCACCCUCUUCCCUCCCUGCCCCUCCCUUCCUCCCCCCCUGCCCUUUGCUUUCCCCUCGUUACGCUCCCUUCUCCCCAUCCCUGCUGCCCUCUUACCACCAUCAGCCCGUCCCCACCACCAGCCCCCCUCCCACCCUUCUCCCCCCCCCCCCUCUCCCUCUCUCUCUCUCUCUCUCUCUCUUUCUCUCGCACACACACACACACACACACUCCCCUCCCCCACCCCCCACCCACAUCCUCCCGUUCUGCCCCUCCCUGCCCCUGUUCCACCCCCUCGCACGCCCCUCACCUCUCACCUCCGUUCAACUGGAUUCCCCCCCUCUGGUGCAUCCCUUGCAUCGCUCGCCCCUCUGCUCACCCUCUGCCCGCCCCUUUUCCUUGCCCUCAGCUGGCCCAGCCCCUGCCCGUUGCUGCCCCUCCCCUUGCCCCCUCAACUCCCCUGCCCCCCGUACACCCCACUCCCGUCCAACCGCCCCCACCCUCCCCCGGCUGCCCGUUUCCGCUCUCCACCCCCGCGACCGUGUGCGGCUUCCAACCGCCCAACGGUGUCACACCCCCUGCCCCCUCAUGCCAUCCGCUCCCCCCGCCCCUACCCUCCGCGUGCCCGCUCCCUCGCCGCCUCUUUUGACCCUCCCUGCCCCCCUCGCCGUUACCCACCGCUCGCCAUUCGCUCCUCCCCGCCCGUGCCCUCCCCUCGUUUACCUUCGCCUCCCCCCUCCCCUCCUCUGCUGCACGCCUCUUCCUUCCCCUCGCUAACCCACUCCACUCCCUGCCCCUCCUCAAUCCGCACCCUGCCCCUCGUUUCUCGCCCCCCUAUGCUUGGUUUCUCCCCCCCUGCCCUUUGCUUUCCCCUCGUUACGCUCCCUUCUCCCCAUCCCUGCUGCCCUCUUACCACCAUCAGCCCCCCCUGCCCGUUGCUGCCCCUCCCCUUGCCCCCUCAACUCCCCUGCCCCCCGUACACCCCACUCCCGUCCAACCGCCCCCACCCUCCCCCGGCUGCCCGUUUCCGCUCUCCACCCCCGCGACCGUGUGCGGCUUCCAACCGCCCAACGGUGUCACACCCCCUGCCCCCUCAUGCCAUCCGCUCCCCCCGCCCCUACCCUCCGCGUGCCCGCUCCCUCGCCGCCUCUUUUGACCCUCCCUGCCCCCCUCGCCGUUACCCACCGCUCGCCAUUCGCUCCUCCCCGCCCGUGCCCUCCCCUCGUUUACCUUCGCCUCCCCCCUCCCCUCCUCUGCUGCACGCCUCUUCCUUCCCCUCGCUAACCCACUCCACUCCCUGCCCCUCCUCAAUCCGCACCCUGCCCCUCGUUUCUCGCCCCCCUACGCUUGGUUUCUCCCCUCCCUGCCCCUCGCCGCCUUUCUCCGCUCCCCACCUCCCCCCUCUCCCUGCCCCCCCACUCUCCUCCACUUGCCCUUGGCUUCCCACCUCCCUGCCCCACCUUUCCCCCCUCCGUGUGCUCAGCUUCUCCCCUCCCUGCCUCUCCCUCCUCCCCGCCCUGCCCCUCAUUUUCCGCCCCCCCACGCCCGGUUUCUCCCCUCCCUGCACCUCCCUUUCUUUCUCCGUGCCUCUCCUUUGCUCCCUCCCUGCCCCCGCCUGCCCAUGCCCCUGUCUUUGGUUUCUCCCCUCCCUGCCCCACGUUUCUUCCCUCCCUGAGAUCACCUUGUACCCCCUCUGCCCCUCCCUUGUUCUCCCCGCACCCAUUGCUUCUCCCCUCCCUGCCCUUGAUUUCCCGCACCCCUGCCCUUGUUUCCUACCAUCCAUGCCCCUCGUUUCCCCUCUUUGUACGUUCACCCUCUUCCCUCCCUGCCCCUCCCUUCCUCCCCCCCUGCCCUUUGCUUUCCCCUCGUUACGCUCCCUUCUCCCCAUCCCUGCUGCCCUCUUACCACCAUCAGCCCCCCCUGCCCGUUGCUGCCCCUCCCCUUGCCCCCUCAACUCCCCUGCCCCCCGUACACCCCACUCCCGUCCAACCGCCCCCACCCUCCCCCGGCUGCCCGUUUCCGCUCUCCACCCCCGCGACCGUGUGCGGCUUCCAACCGCCCAACGGUGCUUCUCCCCUCCCUGCCUCUCCCUCCUCCCCGCCCUGCCCCUCAUUUUCCGCCCCCCCACGCCCGGUUUCUCCCCUCCCUGCACCUCCCUUUCUUUCUCCGUGCCUCUCCUUUGCUCCCUCCCUGCCCCCGCCUGCCCAUGCCCCUGUCUUUGGUUUCUCCCCUCCCUGCCCCACGUUUCUUCCCUCCCUGAGAUCACCUUGUACCCCCUCUGCCCCUCCCUUGUUCUCCCCGCACCCAUUGCUUCUCCCCUCCCUGCCCUUGAUUUCCCGCACCCCUGCCCUUGUUUCCUACCAUCCAUGCCCCUCGUUUCCCCUCUUUGUACGUUCACCCUCUUCCCUCCCUGCCCCUCCCUUCCUCCCCCCCUGCCCUUUGCUUUCCCCUCGUUACGCUCCCUUCUCCCCAUCCCUGCUGCCCUCUUACCACCAUCAGCCCGUCCCCACCACCAGCCCCCCUCCCACCCUUCUCCCCCCCCCCCCUCUCCCUCUCUCUCUCUCUCUCUCUCUCUUUCUCUCGCACACACACACACACACACACUCCCCUCCCCCACCCCCCACCCACAUCCUCCCGUUCUGCCCCUCCCUGCCCCUGUUCCACCCCCUCGCACGCCCCUCACCUCUCACCUCCGUUCAACUGGAUUCCCCCCCUCUGGUGCAUCCCUUGCAUCGCUCGCCCCUCUGCUCACCCUCUGCCCGCCCCUUUUCCUUGCCCUCAGCUGGCCCAGCCCCUGCCCGUUGCUGCCCCUCCCCUUGCCCCCUCAACUCCCCUGCCCCCCGUACACCCCACUCCCGUCCAACCGCCCCCACCCUCCCCCGGCUGCCCGUUUCCGCUCUCCACCCCCGCGACCGUGUGCGGCUUCCAACCGCCCAACGGUGUCACACCCCCUGCCCCCUCAUGCCAUCCGCUCCCCCCGCCCCUACCCUCCGCGUGCCCGCUCCCUCGCCGCCUCUUUUGACCCUCCCUGCCCCCCUCGCCGUUACCCACCGCUCGCCAUUCGCUCCUCCCCGCCCGUGCCCUCCCCUCGUUUACCUUCGCCUCCCCCCUCCCCUCCUCUGCUGCACGCCUCUUCCUUCCCCUCGCUAACCCACUCCACUCCCUGCCCCUCCUCAAUCCGCACCCUGCCCCUCGUUUCUCGCCCCCCUACGCUUGGUUUCUCCCCUCCCUGCCCCUCGCCGCCUUUCUCCGCUCCCCACCUCCCCCCUCUCCCUGCCCCCCCACUCUCCUCCACUUGCCCUUGGCUUCCCACCUCCCUGCCCCACCUUUCCCCCCUCCGUGUGCUCAGCUUCUCCCCUCCCUGCCUCUCCCUCCUCCCCGCCCUGCCCCUCAUUUUCCGCCCCCCCACGCCCGGUUUCUCCCCUCCCUGCACCUCCCUUUCUUUCUCCGUGCCUCUCCUUUGCUCCCUCCCUGCCCCCGCCUGCCCAUGCCCCUGUCUUUGGUUUCUCCCCUCCCUGCCCCACGUUUCUUCCCUCCCUGAGAUCACCUUGUACCCCCUCUGCCCCUCCCUUGUUCUCCCCGCACCCAUUGCUUCUCCCCUCCCUGCCCUUGAUUUCCCGCACCCCUGCCCUUGUUUCCUACCAUCCAUGCCCCUCGUUUCCCCUCUUUGUACGUUCACCCUCUUCCCUCCCUGCCCCUCCCUUCCUCCCCCCCUGCCCUUUGCUUUCCCCUCCCCCUGCCCGUUGCUGCCCCUCCCCUUGCCCCCUCAACUCCCCUGCCCCCCGUACACCCCACUCCCGUCCAACCGCCCCCACCCUCCCCCGGCUGCCCGUUUCCGCUCUCCACCCCCGCGACCGUGUGCGGCUUCCAACCGCCCAACGGUGUCACACCCCCUGCCCCCUCAUGCCAUCCGCUCCCCCCGCCCCUACCCUCCGCGUGCCCGCUCCCUCGCCGCCUCUUUUGACCCUCCCUGCCCCCCUCGCCGUUACCCACCGCUCGCCAUUCGCUCCUCCCCGCCCGUGCCCUCCCCUCGUUUACCUUCGCCUCCCCCCUCCCCUCCUCUGCUGCACGCCUCUUCCUUCCCCUCGCUAACCCACUCCACUCCCUGCCCCUCCUCAAUCCGCACCCUGCCCCUCGUUUCUCGCCCCCCUAUGCUUGGUUUCUCCCCCCCUGCCCUUUGCUUUCCCCUCGUUACGCUCCCUUCUCCCCAUCCCUGCUGCCCUCUUACCACCAUCAGCCCCCCCUGCCCGUUGCUGCCCCUCCCCUUGCCCCCUCAACUCCCCUGCCCCCCGUACACCCCACUCCCGUCCAACCGCCCCCACCCUCCCCCGGCUGCCCGUUUCCGCUCUCCACCCCCGCGACCGUGUGCGGCUUCCAACCGCCCAACGGUGUCACACCCCCUGCCCCCUCAUGCCAUCCGCUCCCCCCGCCCCUACCCUCCGCGUGCCCGCUCCCUCGCCGCCUCUUUUGACCCUCCCUGCCCCCCUCGCCGUUACCCACCGCUCGCCAUUCGCUCCUCCCCGCCCGUGCCCUCCCCUCGUUUACCUUCGCCUCCCCCCUCCCCUCCUCUGCUGCACGCCUCUUCCUUCCCCUCGCUAACCCACUCCACUCCCUGCCCCUCCUCAAUCCGCACCCUGCCCCUCGUUUCUCGCCCCCCUACGCUUGGUUUCUCCCCUCCCUGCCCCUCGCCGCCUUUCUCCGCUCCCCACCUCCCCCCUCUCCCUGCCCCCCCACUCUCCUCCACUUGCCCUUGGCUUCCCACCUCCCUGCCCCACCUUUCCCCCCUCCGUGUGCUCAGCUUCUCCCCUCCCUGCCUCUCCCUCCUCCCCGCCCUGCCCCUCAUUUUCCGCCCCCCCACGCCCGGUUUCUCCCCUCCCUGCACCUCCCUUUCUUUCUCCGUGCCUCUCCUUUGCUCCCUCCCUGCCCCCGCCUGCCCAUGCCCCUGUCUUUGGUUUCUCCCCUCCCUGCCCCACGUUUCUUCCCUCCCUGAGAUCACCUUGUACCCCCUCUGCCCCUCCCUUGUUCUCCCCGCACCCAUUGCUUCUCCCCUCCCUGCCCUUGAUUUCCCGCACCCCUGCCCUUGUUUCCUACCAUCCAUGCCCCUCGUUUCCCCUCUUUGUACGUUCACCCUCUUCCCUCCCUGCCCCUCCCUUCCUCCCCCCCUGCCCUUUGCUUUCCCCUCGUUACGCUCCCUUCUCCCCAUCCCUGCUGCCCUCUUACCACCAUCAGCCCGUCCCCACCACCAGCCCCCCUCCCACCCUUCUCCCCCCCCCCCCUCUCCCUCUCUCUCUCUCUCUCUCUCUCUUUCUCUCGCACACACACACACACACACACUCCCCUCCCCCACCCCCCACCCACAUCCUCCCGUUCUGCCCCUCCCUGCCCCUGUUCCACCCCCUCGCACGCCCCUCACCUCUCACCUCCGUUCAACUGGAUUCCCCCCCUCUGGUGCAUCCCUUGCAUCGCUCGCCCCUCUGCUCACCCUCUGCCCGCCCCUUUUCCUUGCCCUCAGCUGGCCCAGCCCCUGCCCGUUGCUGCCCCUCCCCUUGCCCCCUCAACUCCCCUGCCCCCCGUACACCCCACUCCCGUCCAACCGCCCCCACCCUCCCCCGGCUGCCCGUUUCCGCUCUCCACCCCCGCGACCGUGUGCGGCUUCCAACCGCCCAACGGUGUCACACCCCCUGCCCCCUCAUGCCAUCCGCUCCCCCCGCCCCUACCCUCCGCGUGCCCGCUCCCUCGCCGCCUCUUUUGACCCUCCCUGCCCCCCUCGCCGUUACCCACCGCUCGCCAUUCGCUCCUCCCCGCCCGUGCCCUCCCCUCGUUUACCUUCGCCUCCCCCCUCCCCUCCUCUGCUGCACGCCUCUUCCUUCCCCUCGCUAACCCACUCCACUCCCUGCCCCUCCUCAAUCCGCACCCUGCCCCUCGUUUCUCGCCCCCCUACGCUUGGUUUCUCCCCUCCCUGCCCCUCGCCGCCUUUCUCCGCUCCCCACCUCCCCCCUCUCCCUGCCCCCCCACUCUCCUCCACUUGCCCUUGGCUUCCCACCUCCCUGCCCCACCUUUCCCCCCUCCGUGUGCUCAGCUUCUCCCCUCCCUGCCUCUCCCUCCUCCCCGCCCUGCCCCUCAUUUUCCGCCCCCCCACGCCCGGUUUCUCCCCUCCCUGCACCUCCCUUUCUUUCUCCGUGCCUCUCCUUUGCUCCCUCCCUGCCCCCGCCUGCCCAUGCCCCUGUCUUUGGUUUCUCCCCUCCCUGCCCCACGUUUCUUCCCUCCCUGAGAUCACCUUGUACCCCCUCUGCCCCUCCCUUGUUCUCCCCGCACCCAUUGCUUCUCCCCUCCCUGCCCUUGAUUUCCCGCACCCCUGCCCUUGUUUCCUACCAUCCAUGCCCCUCGUUUCCCCUCUUUGUACGUUCACCCUCUUCCCUCCCUGCCCCUCCCUUCCUCCCCCCCUGCCCUUUGCUUUCCCCUCGUUACGCUCCCUUCUCCCCAUCCCUGCUGCCCUCUUACCACCAUCAGCCCGUCCCCACCACCAGCCCCCCUCCCACCCUUCUCCCCCCCCCCCCUCUCCCUCUCUCUCUCUCUCUCUCUCUCUUUCUCUCGCACACACACACACACACACACUCCCCUCCCCCACCCCCCACCCACAUCCUCCCGUUCUGCCCCUCCCUGCCCCUGUUCCACCCCCUCGCACGCCCCUCACCUCUCACCUCCGUUCAACUGGAUUCCCCCCCUCUGGUGCAUCCCUUGCAUCGCUCGCCCCUCUGCUCACCCUCUGCCCGCCCCUUUUCCUUGCCCUCAGCUGGCCCAGCCCCUGCCCGUUGCUGCCCCUCCCCUUGCCCCCUCAACUCCCCUGCCCCCCGUACACCCCACUCCCGUCCAACCGCCCCCACCCUCCCCCGGCUGCCCGUUUCCGCUCUCCACCCCCGCGACCGUGUGCGGCUUCCAACCGCCCAACGGUGUCACACCCCCUGCCCCCUCAUGCCAUCCGCUCCCCCCGCCCCUACCCUCCGCGUGCCCGCUCCCUCGCCGCCUCUUUUGACCCUCCCUGCCCCCCUCGCCGUUACCCACCGCUCGCCAUUCGCUCCUCCCCGCCCGUGCCCUCCCCUCGUUUACCUUCGCCUCCCCCCUCCCCUCCUCUGCUGCACGCCUCUUCCUUCCCCUCGCUAACCCACUCCACUCCCUGCCCCUCCUCAAUCCGCACCCUGCCCCUCGUUUCUCGCCCCCCUAUGCUUGGUUUCUCCCCCCCUGCCCUUUGCUUUCCCCUCGUUACGCUCCCUUCUCCCCAUCCCUGCUGCCCUCUUACCACCAUCAGCCCGUCCCCACCACCAGCCCCCCUCCCACCCUUCUCCCCCCCCCCCCUCUCCCUCUCUCUCUCUCUCUCUCUAUCUCUCUCACUCUCUCUCUCUCUCUCUCUCUUUCUCUCGCACACACACACACACACACACACUCCCCUCCCCCACCCCCCACCCACAUCCUCCCGUUCUGCCCCUCCCUGCCCCUGUUCCACCCCCUCGCACGCCCCUCACCUCUCACCUCCGUUCAACUGGAUUCCCCCCCUCUGCCCCUGCCCGUUGCUGCCCCUCCCCUUGCCCCCUCAACUCCCCUGCCCCCCGUACACCCCACUCCCGUCCAACCGCCCCCACCCUCCCCCGGCUGCCCGUUUCCGCUCUCCACCCCCGCGACCGUGUGCGGCUUCCAACCGCCCAACGGUGUCACACCCCCUGCCCCCUCAUGCCAUCCGCUCCCCCCGCCCCUACCCUCCGCGUGCCCGCUCCCUCGCCGCCUCUUUUGACCCUCCCUGCCCCCCUCGCCGUUACCCACCGCUCGCCAUUCGCUCCUCCCCGCCCGUGCCCUCCCCUCGUUUACCUUCGCCUCCCCCCUCCCCUCCUCUGCUGCACGCCUCUUCCUUCCCCUCGCUAACCCACUCCACUCCCUGCCCCUCCUCAAUCCGCACCCUGCCCCUCGUUUCUCGCCCCCCUACGCUUGCUUCUCCCCUCCCUGCCUCUCCCUCCUCCCCGCCCUGCCCCUCAUUUUCCGCCCCCCCACGCCCGGUUUUCUCCCCUCCCUGCACCUCCCUUUCUUUCUCCGUGCCUCUCCUUUGCUCCCUCCCUGCCCCCGCCUGCCCAUGCCCCUGUCUUUGGUUUCUCCCCUCCCUGCCCCACGUUUCUUCCCUCCCUGAGAUCACCUUGUACCCCCUCUGCCCCUCCCUUGUUCUCCCCGCACCCAUUGCUUCUCCCCUCCCUGCCCUUGAUUUCCCGCACCCCUGCCCUUGUUUCCUACCAUCCAUGCCCCUCGUUUCCCCUCUUUGUACGUUCACCCUCUUCCCUCCCUGCCCCUCCCUUCCUCCCCCCCUGCCCUUUGCUUUCCCCUCGUUACGCUCCCUUCUCCCCAUCCCUGCUGCCCUCUUACCACCAUCAGCCCGUCCCCACCACCAGCCCCCCUCCCACCCUUCUCCCCCCCCCCCCUCUCCCUCUCUCUCUCUCUCUCUCUCUCUCUUUCUCUCGCACACACACACACACACACACUCCCCUCCCCCACCCCCCACCCACAUCCUCCCGUUCUGCCCCUCCCUGCCCCUGUUCCACCCCCUCGCACGCCCCUCACCUCUCACCUCCGUUCAACUGGAUUCCCCCCCUCUGCCCCUGCCCGUUGCUGCCCCUCCCCUUGCCCCCUCAACUCCCCUGCCCCCCGUACACCCCACUCCCGUCCAACCGCCCCCACCCUCCCCCGGCUGCCCGUUUCCGCUCUCCACCCCCGCGACCGUUCACACCCCCUGCCCCCUCAUGCCAUCCGCUCCCCCCGCCCCUACCCUCCGCGUGCCCGCUCCCUCGCCGCCUCUUUUGACCCUCCCUGCCCCCCUCGCCGUUACCCACCGCUCGCCAUUCGCUCCUCCCCCGCCCGUGCCCUCCCCUCGUUUACCUUCGCCUCCCCCCUCCCCUCCUCUGCUGCACGCCUCUUCCUUCCCCUCGCUAACCCACUCCACUCCCUGCCCCUCCUCAAUCCGCACCCUGCCCCUCGUUUCUCGCCCCCCUAUGCUUGGUUUCUCCCCCCCUGCCCUUUGCUUUCCCCUCGUUACGCUCCCUUCUCCCCAUCCCUGCUGCCCUCUUACCACCAUCAGCCCCCCCUGCCCGUUGCUGCCCCUCCCCUUGCCCCCUCAACUCCCCUGCCCCCCGUACACCCCACUCCCGUCCAACCGCCCCCACCCUCCCCCGGCUGCCCGUUUCCGCUCUCCACCCCCGCGACCGUGUGCGGCUUCCAACCGCCCAACGGUGUCACACCCCCUGCCCCCUCAUGCCAUCCGCUCCCCCCGCCCCUACCCUCCGCGUGCCCGCUCCCUCGCCGCCUCUUUUGACCCUCCCUGCCCCCCUCGCCGUUACCCACCGCUCGCCAUUCGCUCCUCCCCGCCCGUGCCCUCCCCUCGUUUACCUUCGCCUCCCCCCUCCCCUCCUCUGCUGCACGCCUCUUCCUUCCCCUCGCUAACCCACUCCACUCCCUGCCCCUCCUCAAUCCGCACCCUGCCCCUCCCCCUGCCCGUUGCUGCCCCUCCCCUUGCCCCCUCAACUCCCCUGCCCCCCGUACACCCCACUCCCGUCCAACCGCCCCCACCCUCCCCCCGGCUGCCCGUUUCCGCUCUCCACCCCCGCGACCGUUCACACCCCCUGCCCCCUCAUGCCAUCCGCUCCCCCCGCCCCUACCCUCCGCGUGCCCGCUCCCUCGCCGCCUCUUUUGACCCUCCCUGCCCCCCUCGCCGUUACCCACCGCUCGCCAUUCGCUCCUCCCCGCCCGUGCCCUCCCCUCGUUUACCUUCGCCUCCCCCCUCCCCUCCUCUGCUGCACGCCUCUUCCUUCCCCUCGCUAACCCCACUCCACUCCCUGCCCCUCCUCAAUCCGCACCCUGCCCCUCCUUCUCCCCUCCCUGCCUCUCCCUCCUCCCCGCCCUGCCCCUCAUUUUCCGCCCCCCCACGCCCGGUUUCUCCCCUCCCUGCACCUCCCUUUCUUUCUCCGUGCCUCUCCUUUGCUCCCUCCCUGCCCCCGCCUGCCCAUGCCCCUGUCUUUGGUUUCUCCCCUCCCUGCCCCACGUUUCUUCCCUCCCUGAGAUCACCUUGUACCCCCUCUGCCCCUCCCUUGUUCUCCCCGCACCCAUUGCUUCUCCCCUCCCUGCCCUUGAUUUCCCGCACCCCUGCCCUUGUUUCCUACCAUCCAUGCCCCUCGUUUCCCCUCUUUGUACGUUCACCCUCUUCCCUCCCUGCCCCUCCCUUCCUCCCCCCCUGCCCUUUGCUUUCCCCUCGUUACGCUCCCUUCUCCCCAUCCCUGCUGCCCUCUUACCACCAUCAGCCCGUCCCCACCACCAGCCCCCCUCCCACCCUUCUCCCCCCCCCCUCUCCCUCUCUCUCUCUCUCUCUCUCUCUCUCUCUCUCUCACACACACACACACACACACUCCCCUCCCCCCACCCCCCACCCACAUCCUCCCGUUCUGCCCCUCCCUGCCCCUGUUCCACCCCCUCGCACGCCCCUCACCUCUCACCUCCGUUCAACUGGAUUCCCCCCCUCUGGUGCAUCCCUUGCAUCGCUCGCCCCUCUGCUCACCCUCUGCCCGCCCCUUUUCCUUGCCCUCAGCUGGCCCAGCCCCUGCCCGUUGCUGCCCCUCCCCUUGCCCCCUCAACUCCCCUGCCCCCCGUACAACCCCACUCCCGUCCAACCGCCCCCCACCCUCCCCCGGCUGCCCGUUUCCGCUCUCCACCCCCGCGACCGUGUGCGGCUUCCAACCGCCCAACGGUGCCCCUACCCUCCGCGUGCCCGCUCCCUCGCCGCCUCUUUUGACCCUCCCUGCCCCCCUCGCCGUUACCCCACCGCUCGCCAUUCGCUCCUCCCCGCCGUGCCCUCCCUCGUUUACCUUCGCCUCCCCCCUCCCCUCCUCUGCUGCACGCCAUCUUCCUUCCCCUCGCUAACCCACUCCACUCCUGCCCCUCCUCAAUCCGCACCCUGCCCUCGUUUCUCGCCCCCCUACGCUUGGUUUCUCCCCUCCCUGCCCCUCGCCGCCUUUCUCCGCUCCCCACCUCCCCCCUCUCCCUGCCCCCCACUCUCCUCCACUUGCCCUUGGCUUCCCACCUCCCUGCCCCACCUUUCCCCCCUCCGUGUGCUCAGCUUCUCCCCUCCAUGCCUCUCCUCCUCCCCGCCCUGCCCCUCAUUUUCCGCCCCCCCACGCCCGGUUUCUCCCUCCCUGCACCUCCCUUUCUUUCUCCGUGCAUCUCCUUUGCUCCCUCCCUGCCCCCCGGCCUGCCCAUGCCCCUGUCUUUUGGUUUCUCCCCUCCCUGCCCCACCCCCUGCCCGUUGCUGCCCCUCCCCUUGCCCCCUCAACUCCCCUGCCCCCCGUACACCCCACUCCCGUCCAACCGCCCCCACCCUCCCCCGGCUGCCCGUUUCCGCUCUCCACCCCCGCGACCGUGUGCGGCUUCCAACCGCCCAACGGUGUCACACCCCCUGCCCCCUCAUGCCAUCCGCUCCCCCCGCCCCUACCCUCCGCGUGCCCGCUCCCUCGCCGCCUCUUUUGACCCUCCCUGCCCCCUCGCCGUUACCCACCGCUCGCCAUUCGCUCCUCCCCGCCCGUGCCCUCCCCUCGUUUACCUUCGCCUCCCCCCUCCCCUCCUCUGCUGCACGCCUCUUCCUUCCCCUCGCUAACCCACUCCACUCCCUGCCCCUCCUCAAUCCGCACCCUGCCCCUCGUUUCUCGCCCCCCUAUGCUUGGUUUCUCCCCCCUGCCCUUUGCUUUCCCUCGUUACGCUCCCUUCUCCCCAUCCCUGCUGCCCUCUUACCACCAUCAGCCCCCCCUGCCCGUUGCUGCCCCUCCCCUUGCCCCCUCAACUCCCCUGCCCCCCGUACACCCCACUCCCGUCCAACCGCCCCCACCCUCCCCCGGCUGCCCGUUUCCGCUCUCCACCCCCGCGACCGUGUGCGGCUUCCAACCGCCCAACGGUG
This is a messenger RNA of Closterium sp. Naga37s-1, 23666 nucleotides long. Lineage: Eukaryota; Viridiplantae; Streptophyta; Zygnematophyceae; Desmidiales; Closteriaceae. The record is from the annotation of a GenBank genome assembly.